Messenger RNA from Hemibagrus wyckioides, 653 nucleotides. RefSeq names its product pyroglutamylated RFamide peptide (gene qrfp). NCBI's taxonomy places the organism in Eukaryota, Metazoa, Chordata, Actinopteri, Siluriformes, Bagridae. The transcript has a single exon. The record is from RefSeq and is a predicted model, not a curated record. The coding region runs from base 5 to 361 and encodes 118 amino acids. Gene Ontology annotation, molecular function: orexigenic neuropeptide QRFP receptor binding.
GCAGAUGAGUCUUCAGACGUUCAACAUCUGCUCAUCUCUGCUCAUGUCAUUGCUGCUGCUCUGUCCUGAAGGGUGUCUGAGCUUCCCGCUGCAUCCCAUCAUCCAUGAUUAUGAAGCUGCAUUGAUCGAGGCCUGGGCGAAGCCGAUGGACAAGAUGGAGAUGAUGGAAGUGGGCAGGAGAGCUCUCGGACCCUCUGUGAAACACCCGAUGGAGAUGACGUACUACAAGAGAGGAGAAGAGGAGGAGGACAUGGAUCCAGGUGAUAUGCAACGGAAUGAGGUGCUCUCGUCCAUCGCUGGAGGUCUGCAAGCUUUCAACAGACAGAAAGGAGGCUUCGGGUUCCGUUUCGGGAGGAAGUGAUGAAGAAGGAAAGAAAAGAUGCAUAUAUAGGGAUUAAUCUAUGUGUAUAUUUAAUAUUUAUACACAUAUAUUACAGUAUAUUUAUAGAUCUGUGUGUGUGUGUUUGUGAGAGAGAGAGAAAGAGAGAGAGAGAGAGAGAGAGAGAGAGAGAGAGAGAGAGAGAGACAUUAUCAUAAUAAAUGCUCAGCUUUUAACUGCACAUACAUGAGAUGCAUUAACAUGACUGUUUCUCUUGUUGUACAUAGCAGUUUCUGGAUAUGAUAAAAAAUAUUUGUGAAUCCUGGACCAAAUG